AUGACCAGACCAGGCACUCCAGUCAUUCUCUUCCACCUCUUCAGCUUCUUUUCUCAGAGAGAAGCUCUUUCUCAGGAGAUCAUGUACCCCUAUGGGCCUACCUACCAAGAUCUGGAGACACCCAAGAUGGAUGAUGGGAGCUCCACUGAAAUAAUUAUACUCAUGCCGUUCAUUUUUUUCAAUAACCCCUACCGCUCCAUCUAUGUCAACAACAACGGUGUGAUCUCCUUCGAAGUACAGGUGAGCCAGUUCACCCCCGAGGCCUUCCCCCUGAGUGACAGCAGAUCCUUCAUUGCCCCACUAUGGGCAGACGUGCACAACGGCAUCCGUGGAGACGUGUACUACCGUGAGAGCACAGACCCAGAGCUACUGGAGCGGGCCACACAAGAAAUCCGCAAGUACUUUAAGAACAUGCCCACCUUCACAGCCACCUGGAUCUUCAUCACAACCUGGCACCAGGUCACCUUCUACGGAGGCAGUCAGACCACCCCGGUGAACACAUUUCAGGUUGUGUUGAUAUCGGACGGUCUGUCAUGCUUUUCCAUGUUCAACUAUGGAGAGAUCAACUGGAGCACAGGCACAGCCAGUGGAGGAGACCCUCUGACUGGUUUAGGUGGUAGCACAGCACAGUCAGGUUUUAAUGGAGGAGAAAUCGGUAACUUCCUCAACCUACCUGGGUCCCGUUCCAAUGCCGUGGUUGAAAUCGAGAGGACGACCAAUGUAAACCUGCCUGGCCGGUGGGUCUUCCGUGUAGACACUGCCCUGAUAGACCCUGCCAAUGGCUGCAGUUACAAUGGGCGGUUCUAUCGGCGCGGUGAGAUCUUCUGGCUGUCCGACCAGUGCUCCCAGCGGUGCCGCUGCCUGGACAUGGACAACGAGGUGCUCUGCCGGGAGGCGCCGUGCAGCCAGCUGGAAACUUGUGAGCAGAAGGAGGGUGCCUUCUACUGCCAGUCUACGCGCACCAGCACCUGUGUGGUUUUCGGCGACCCUCACUACCACACCUUUGAUGGCUUCCUCUACCACUUCCAGGGCACCUGCUCCUACCUGUUAGCUCGGCCCUGCUGGGAGGUGGCUGGCCUGCCCUUCUUCAGCGUGGAGGCCAAGAAUGAGAACCGCGGCAUGGCCUCUGUGUCCUGGCUGAGAGAUGUCACUGUGGAGGUGUACGACCACAGAGUCAUCCUGCCUAAGGGCAGCCAGGGCACAAUACAGGUGGAUGGACUGAUGAAGACACUGCCAGUCCAACUCCAGCUAGGUGCAGUCAGGGUGUACCAGUCGGGCAUGGCCGUCGCCCUGGAGACCGACUUCGGCCUCCUGGUGACCUACGAUGGGCAGCACUACGCCUCCAUUUCCCUGCCCAGCUCCUACUUCAACAACACAUGCGGCCUGUGCGGUAACUAUAACGACAACCCUGCCGACGACCCUGUGCUGCCCGACGGCUCGCUGGCCGAGAGCGUAGUGGCGCUGGGUGGCAGCUGGCGGGCGGAGGACGCUGACUGGCGCUGCACAGACGGCUGUGCCCAGAACUGCAGUGUCUGUGAACCAUUGACCGAGGCGUUCUACUUCCGCCCGGACUACUGUGGAAUCAUCAACAAGACGGACGGGCCUUUCAGGGACUGCAGGGCAGUGGUGGACCCAACGGCCUUUGUCUAUAGUUGUGUCUACGACAUGUGCAACAACAAGGACAACAUUACCACCCUCUGUCAGGCCAUUCAGGCCUACGCCUUAGCCUGCCAAGCCCUGGGGGUCACCAUACGAACCUGGAGGUCACACACCUUCUGUGCCCUGAAAUGCCCUGAGUCCAGCCACUACCAGGUGUGCACCAGUGCCUGCGCCGCCUCAUGCUCGGACCUCACCUCCCACCUGUACUGCACCCACCCUUGCACAGAGGGCUGCCAGUGCGACCCGGGACACGUGCUGAGUGGCAACCGUUGCGUCCGGCACCAGGACUGCGGCUGCGAACAUGAGGGCCUCUACUACCCUCUCAACGACACUUUCUGGGUGGGCCCUGAUGGCGAGGGUGGAGAGUGCACCCUGCGCUGCGUCUGUGGGCCCAACGGCGAAGUCUCCUGCUUCAACGAUUCAUGUAGAGAAGGCGAGGUGUGUGUGACAGAGUUCGGCCUGUUGGGCUGUUACCCCCGCAGGGAGGGGGUGUGUUCUCUAGGCCAGAAUGUUGUGACGGCCUCUUUCGACGGGACCUCCAUGCCCUUCCCGGAUGACAGCUCCUACUACCUGCUGAGGUCGUGUGGGCCAAUGCCGGCCAACGUGUCUGCUGUGGAAGUAAAGAUGGGCCGGCGACUGGUAAACAAGGGUCCAUACUGGAUGCGGCCCGUGGUGGUCAGGGUGGCCAACCUGGAGGCCCAGAUGGGUGGAUCGGACUUUGACACAGUGAAGCUGAACGGUGAGCUGGUACUACUGCCUUAUGUCCACCCACUGGAGACCCUAAUGAUCUACCGCGCCCCUGGCAACGCUACCGUGGUGGAGUCCAGUGGAUUGGUCCUAGUCCGCUACACCCGUCAGGGCCUCCUCAACAUCUCUCUCUCUACCCUCUUUUACAACGCCACCUGCGGCCUGUGCGGUCUCUUCAACGGAAAUGCCAGCGACGAUCUCCGUCUGCCUAACGGCCGGCUGGCCGAAUCCCUCGAACUCUUCACUGAGGGCUGGCGGGCCAUCGCUGACGACCUGACGUGCAAUGGCGAUUGCGACGACCUGUACCGCAUGUGCACGGACCUGCGGCUCUACCAGAGCCCGUGGAUGUGUGGCAACAUCAACGACCUGGGGAACAGCUCCUUCCUGGCGUGCCACGGUGCCGUCAACCCCUCGCCGUUCUUCCGGAACUGCCUGUACAACAUGUGCAUGCGGGAGGGAAACCGCUCUGUGCUCUGCUCUUCGCUGCAGGCAUAUGCCUCGGCCUGUCAGGAUGCCCAGGGCUGCCAGUGCAGGGAGGGCUUUGCACUCCACAACGGCCAGUGCGUGGCGCGCAGCGACUGCGGCUGCAUCAGCUCUGGGGGCCGGCAGCUGGCCACCAACCAGAUCUUCUGGAAUGACUGGGAGUGCCAGGAGCGCUGCUUCUGCAAUGGCUCGGACAACCGCGUCUACUGCACGCUGACACCGUGCCAGGAGGGUGAGUACUGCCAGGAGGGCCUUGAGGGCCUCUACUUCUGCCAGCCGCGCACCGAAGCGCUGUGCAUUGCCGCUGGUUACAGCCACUUCCUGCCAUUCGGAGGUGUACCCUUCGAGCUGCAGAGUAGCUGUACCUUGAUCCUGGCUACAACGAGGUGCAACAGCGGAGUGGCGGGAGAGGAGGAUAUGGACCAGAGCACCGCCACCCGACCCAAGACGAGCACCAGCGCCGACCUCCCUCGCUUCAAGCUGUCAGCCCGGAACGAGGAGAGGGACACGGGGCAAGCCAUCUGGGUGAGGGGGUUCAUCUUGGAAGUCUACGGCUAUGAGAUUGAGGUGUCUCGGAGCUAUAAACACACCAUCACGGUGAAUAAGGAACGUCUGUACCUGCCUUUGAAGCUGGGGCCGGGGAAGGUCCACAUCUUCACUUUCGGCAUUCAGCUGGUGUUGGAGACGGACUUUGGCCUGAAGGUUGCCUUCGACUGGAACACCCUUCUACUGCUCACGCUGCCUCGACGCCUCUACAACACCACCUGCGGCCUGUGCCAGGGCAUGCCACUUUCCUCUCCACCCGCACUCACCACCAGCAACUGGGGCAUGGCCUGGGCUGAGCAAGACACAUUCUGCCAGGUGGGCUGCGGCGACUCGUGCCCACGUUGUGGGUUGGUCAACAGAGGCUUUGGUGGCACCGAUGCCCCUUUACUCGUCGCGGACGCCUACAUGGAAGGCGUGGCCCAAGAUGGUGAGGGAGGAGGAAUCAAUGUUGAUGGCGGGGGUUACACGGGAAUCCGAUUCCACCUGGGCGAUGGGCUGCACUUGUUUGUGGAGCCCGAGGCAGUGCGUCUGUGCGGGUUGAUCGUGGACCGCGGCGGUGUGUUUGCGCGCUGCCACAGCAAGGUGGCGCCGGCGUUCUUCUACCAGAACUGCCUGCAGGACACAUGCCUGGACCGGGGUGCCUCGGGGACCAUUUGCAACUGGCUGCAGAUCUACACCAGCACAUGCCAGACCCAGGGGGUGCGUGUGUUAGGCUGGAGGAUUGACACGCCCUGUGUGCUGACGUGCCCAGCCAACAGCCACUACUCCAGCUGCAUGUCAGUGUGCCAACCGCAGUGCGCCCCAGCCCGCGGCCAGAGGGAGUGCACCCAAGACUGUGUGGAGGGCUGCCAGUGUGACCAGGGAUACGUCCUCAAUGGCAAGGGUUGCGUCCGGCCCCAGAACUGUGGCUGCUACAAUGACGGCAAGUACUAUGAGCCCAAACAGCUGUUCUGGAACAGUGAUUGCACCAAGCGCUGCCAGUGCAUCGGCCGUAAUCUCAUCCAGUGUGACCCGCGCCGCUGCAAGGCCGAGGAGGAGUGCGCCCUGCGCCAUGACGUGCGCGGCUGCUUCACCCAGCGCUCGCAGCAUUGCGUGGCGUCCGGUGGCGGUGUCUUCAGGACCUUUGAUGGGGCGUCCCUCCGCCUGCCUGCCUCCUGCUCCUUCGUGCUGUCCACCAACUGCCACAAGCUACCUGACCUCUCCUUUCAGCUCAUCGCAAACUUCGACAAGUGGAGCACACCCAACCUCACCACCAUCUCCCAUGCAUACCUCUAUAUUAACGAGGAGAAUAUCCUGAUCUCCGGGAGCACCGUGAAGGUGAACGGCACUCCUGUGUCGUUGCCUUUUGUCACGGGCCUGAUGACGCGCGUCUCCACAUCGGAGGGCUUCCUGGUCAUCGACACGCCCCAGGACAUCCAGGUGCGCUACAACCGCUUCAACACGCUCAGCAUCACUAUGGGCCAGCGGUUGCAAAACAAGGUGUGCGGCCUUUGCGGCAACUUCAAUGGAGACCCUACUGACGACUACAUCACCUCCCGUGGGAAGCCGGCCAUCAGCGCCCUGGAGCUGGCCCAGAGCUGGAAGACCAAUGGCAUGCAGAACAGCUGCGAUGAGACCCAGUACAUGGCGCUGGCCCAGUCGUGUGAGAACACAGCUGUGCUGGGCCUCCAGGGCGAGGAGGGGUGCCACAAGCUCACCCAGAUGAAGGGCUUCUUCCAGCCCUGCCACGGCCUGCUGGACCCCAGGCCCUUCUACCAGUCCUGCUACCUGGACGGUUGCUACAACCACCACAAGGCCCAGGUGUGCGGCUCGCUGGCUGCCUACGCCGAGGCCUGCCGCUCCCUAGGCACGCUCACCACCAAGUGGAUUGCCCAGGAGAAUUGUUCAGAAUGGAUCUACGACCCUUGUGCAGGAGAGAUCUGCACCAACAACAUGUGUGAGCAGGAGAACGGGGGAGACCUGUGUGGCUGCCCUGAGCUGCCCAACAACGCUGGUGGCGAGGAUGACAUAAUCCAGGCGGAGGUGACAUGUAAGCACGCCCAGAUGGAGGUGUCCAUCUCCAAGUGCAAGCUCUUCCAGCUGGGCUUCGAGCGUGAGGAUGUGAGGAUCAAUGACCAGUACUGCCCCGGCAUUGAGGGAGAGGACUUCAUCUCCUUUCACAUCAACAACUCCAAGGGCCAUUGCGGCUCCAUUGUACAGUCCAACGGCACACACAUCAUGUACAAGAACACGGUGUGGAUCGAGAGUGUGAACAACACAGGCAACAUCAUCACCAGGGACAAGACAAUCAACGUGGAGUUUACCUGCGCCUACGAGCUAGACAUCAAGAUAUCCUUGGAGACCGUGCUCAAGCCCAUGCUCAGGUUAGAGGACCUUCUUUUUCUCUAAACUAGGGAAGGCAACUUCAUCACUAAGAUGGCGCUGUACAAGAACUCCUCGUACCGCCAACCGUACCGCGAGGGUGAGGUGGUGCUGAGCACACGGGACGUCAUCUUUGUGGGGGUGUUUGUGGAGGGGGCCGACGAGGACCAGCUCAUCCUCAUCGUCAAUAUGUGCUGGGCCACGCCAUCCCGCUACAGCAACGACCACCUCCGCUACGUCCUCAUAGAGAAAGGUUGUCCCAACGUCAAGGACAAUACCAUCGGCAUGGCUGAGAACGGGGUGUCCCUCACCUGUCGCUUCCACGUCACCGUCUUCAAGUUCAUCGGGGACUACACUGUCAGCUCCAGCGUUGACCUUCGACCCCUUGUUUUCCCUCUGGCUCUUAGCACCGUGGUCUCCGUGCUCCUCACUCACACACACAAUUCCCUCUUCUCCUAACCCUGGGCGGACAGUCAGAGAGAGAGGAGGGAGAAAGAGACAGAUAAAAAGAGAAGAUGAGAGCAGUAUAACACGAAAAAAAGAGGAGAGGAGAGGAGAGCAGACAUCUACACUUCCUACUCACUGUCACAGAGACUGCCACAGCAACCAAUCACAGAGCAGACAGGCACUUCCCACCAGUUGCACUAAACAAAAACAAAAAAACAACUCACAAGACUGGGGCACUGGAUCACAAUGGAAAAAGCCCUCCAAAAGAGUCUCUCUAUUCACGUAUACUUUAGCUAGACGGCAGAAAGUCGGUAUAUUUCAUUUAACAAACAGCUUAGUGAGUUAGUGCUAGAUACAGUGUUUUUUAUGAGAGGUGAGGGGAUAGUUUCCGUACAUUUAUCUUUGAUAGCAAAGCUUGGUUGCUAACAUGUUUUUAAAAUAAUUGUAUCAUUAUUUAUGUGUGAAUCAGAGGCUGUGUAUGUGAAUCGAAUACCUGUUCCCUUCUCAGCCCCUAAUCCCCUAAUCUGAAACUACAGUAUGAGUCAUACAAAGUAAUGCUCUGGUGCAGUGGUUCCCAAACUUUUUAUAGUCCCAUACCUCUUCAAACAUUCAACCUCCAGCUGCAUAUCCCCUGUAGCGCCAAGGCCAGCACACUAUCAAAUGUUGUUUUUUGCCAUCAUCGUAAGCCUGCCACACACACACUAUACGAUACAUUUAUUAAAC
This is a messenger RNA of Oncorhynchus kisutch (coho salmon), 6966 nucleotides long. Its product is annotated as alpha-tectorin-like. The transcript has 22 exons. The record is from RefSeq and is a predicted model, not a curated record. Lineage: Eukaryota; Metazoa; Chordata; Actinopteri; Salmoniformes; Salmonidae. Gene Ontology annotation, biological process: cell-matrix adhesion. Gene Ontology annotation, molecular function: protein binding.